Messenger RNA from Nematocida ausubeli, 2676 nucleotides. RefSeq lists its product as uncharacterized. NCBI's taxonomy places the organism in Eukaryota, Fungi, Microsporidia. The coding region runs from base 1 to 2676 and encodes 891 amino acids. The record is from RefSeq and is a predicted model, not a curated record. The transcript has a single exon.
AUGCGUUAUUCUGCUAUUUGGAUCAAAACAGCCACUCUAAUUAGUAUUCUACUGAUGAGCUCACACAAAGCAGACAUGACAUUGGAUGAAGUGGAAUCUGUUCUCGAAUUUGAAAUUGCAACAGACUCACAUAGUGUUACAAUAAACCCUAAUGGCCCUCUUAACUUUUUAUGUGGAUACAUCUACCAGAAAAUGGACUGUAUGCACAGUAAAAGAUUCUUUGCACCUGAAAUCAAUACAGACUACAGUGUGCAGGAAGCCCGAAAAACUUCAAGCUUUAAUGAAGAAUCUAUAUACAGUCGAAAUGAACAAAAGGACAAAGCAUAUACAGCACUACCAGGGAAUAAAAUGAGUGUGUAUGCUGAAAAGUACCAUAAUCAUCUUAUUGAGCUUUUUCCAUCACCGACAGGUGACAUAACCAUAGAGACGCGGGGAAACCAGUCCUUUGUUCAAUUUCUCCGGGCUAAGACAACAGAAAAGCACUCUUUGCAUAUUCUGGCUCUAUUGCUCCUUUUCUCAGAAGGAGUGAAUAUUCCUAUUGACGUUAGUAACACUGUGCUGAAAGUGUAUGAAACAGACAAAAAAGACGAAAUAUACUUCAAAGUGCCCAUGGCAAUCCCAUGGCUAAAUACUAAAGAAAACAAGGUGGAAACAUUCCAACAGAAGAAAGUUAAGCAACUGAUUAGCUUCUUCCAGGAGAAUGCAACAGACUCCAAAGUACUGAGCCUAAUGGUGGACAAGUGCAUAAAAGAGGAGGUUAUAUCUGGAAAAUUCCUGAACAGCCCAAAGUUCCUAAUUCAGUCGUACAUAUUCUGGUUCAUAGACAGUGCAGAGCGUGCAACAGAGUUUAUACAGACUGUGCAUACAAUGGUGGAGAAGUAUACACCAAAGACAGAAACGCCCAGUAAAGAUUACUCGAUAUAUGAUAGACUCUUUAAGCCAGCUGGCUCUAAAGCAGAAAUAGACUACAUGGCUCUAAUGAAAAGUACUCAAGAUAUUUUAAAUGUAUAUAGAGUCUUUCCAUUUACAGACAGUACACAGAUCCCUGCAUAUACAUCUGUUCCUCGAUACAAUCGAAAAUUGGGCAUCUUUUCUACCAACCAUCUGGAAAACUACAGCAACUGUGUGGAAAGCAUGAUUCUUUCUCUUUUCUGCUGCCUGGCAUAUGACCCAUCUGAUUUUACAUAUAAAACUGACCAUAUGGGGAAUGUCUCUGAAGAGCUUGAAGAAUUCUUCUCUUUGGAGAACCAGCCAUUUGACACAACAAAGGGUAACUUUCAGAAGAAAUGGUGCAAAGUUGUUGCUGACCUAAAAGAGCCUAGUAUUGUAUACUGCAAUGAUAGGAAUGAGAUAGAUUGUGGUCUUAUAAAUAUGCUCUUGGUUAUUGCUGAAGUGAUAAAUGCUUCAGAGGAAGAAAAGAAGAAAAUACUUGGGUUUUCAGAGAGGUUAAAGGAGAAAGAGGGGGUUUUAGAGGAUGACUUAUGUAAUACAAUUGAGACAUACACAAAGACACUACUUACAAGCCUAUCCAAGGCAGAAAAUGUAGAAAUAGAUAUCUCUCGGCUUACAAGUGAUAAAUAUACGGAUGGAAAAUACGAUAUAUAUGGAAAGAUUACUAUGUUAUUUGAGCAUAAUGGCAUCAAGAAUACAAUAGUCUUAGGAAUAUUUGAAGGCCACAGUACUAUUGACAUGGAGCCUACUGUUAUGGACUUCAAGGAUUGUCGAAUGGAAAAAUUGAAUGAAAUUGCAGAAGGAUGCAAAAAUAAAACAGAAUUUGUUGGAAAUCUGUUUGCUGCAUUUAUUGACUAUGAAACAAGAAAGAUUGAUACUCCCGAGAAGAACAAAGAGUUUAUAAAGGCACAGGUGCGCACAACCAUUGAGAACAACUAUGCAGACAUAAAUAGACUGCUGCUGAUAAAGAAAAUCUGCAGUUUAGACUAUAUAAUAGACUUAAUCUCCUGCUCUAUCAUAUACAGCAUAGGCCAAGAGUUAUCUCCAAACCAUUCUCUUAUUCGUUUUACGUCUAACAUAUUAGGAAGCACUGAACUAGGAAAUUCAAGUAUUCAGAUAAUCAUGCUUCCUCCAAUUGUUUUUGCAGGUCUGCAUAAUAAAAGCGGUAGUAAUCUCAACUACCCAAAUAUAAAACUCACUGAGAAAAGGUAUAAUUUUUUAUGCUCUGAGUCAAGCCAUAGUUUUUUCAUUGAGUACAUACUAUAUUGUGAUAUGGAUGUUUUCAUAAGAUGGAUUAAACUCUAUAUAGACAAUCUUUACCAUGAAGAAGACAUAGCUUUUAUUCAGUUAUUUGAUCCUUUAGUUAAUAGAAGAAUUUGUCAACGUAUAUUCAAAAAUGGAACUAUGAAGUAUUCUCAUAUAAUUGACAAUUUUAUGAUACAAAAACAUGAUAAAAAGGAAGAUGAGGUGCUAAGUAUUGUACACUUCAUAUGGAUUGUAUAUCUCUGUAUCGAGAAAUGCCCGAAUUUAGAGCUAAUUAAGGCAAACUUAGAUUCUAUUCGAGAAAUCAAGUUUAUUACGAAGAAAUGUGCUUGGUAUAUUGAAGCCUCUUCUAUGUUCAAUCAGUCUUUUCAAACUCUUAGUAGACUGAAGAAUGAGCUAUGCAAAGACCAAGGUGAUAUUGCCAAGCUUAACUUAGUUAUGGAAGUACUUAAAAGUAUGUAG